Molecule: messenger RNA, 1333 nt
Organism: Helicoverpa zea (corn earworm)
Lineage: Eukaryota; Metazoa; Arthropoda; Insecta; Lepidoptera; Noctuidae
Product: chitin deacetylase 8-like
Exons: 6
Coding region: 33-1217 (394 amino acids)
Biological process (GO): carbohydrate metabolic process
Molecular function (GO): hydrolase activity, acting on carbon-nitrogen (but not peptide) bonds
Source: RefSeq, a predicted model, not a curated record
UAAUCUGCUCAUUUAGAAAAUAGGUUACGAAAAUGAAGUUGUUGUGGUGUGUCUUGGUACUCGCAGCUUUAGUGCUGGCUGAUGAGAAUGAAGGAUCCUCAGAGUCCUCAGAGUCCCAAGAGGUCCCAGAGCUGCCAUUAGCAGAAGAGUGUGAUGAAGAAUUGUGCAAGGUACCUGACUGCAGAUGUUCUUCUACUGAAAUUCCUGGAGGGCUCUUGCCAAGGGACACGCCGCAGUUCGUCACAGUCACAUUCGAUGAUGGUGUCAAUGUCAUAAACAUCAACACAUACAGGGAAGUUCUGGACGGUCGCCAAAACUCCAACGGAUGUCCAGCUGGUGCUACCUUCUACGUCAGCCAUGAAUACACCAACUACAGAAUCGUUAACGAACUUUAUAACAAUGGUUAUGAAAUUGCUCUGCACUCCAUCAGCCAUAAGAUUCCACAAGACUGGUGGGCGACAGCUACUUACGAUGAACUGAAAGAAGAAAUUGCUGAUCAAAGAACUCAAAUGGCUCACUUCGCUAAUAUUCCUUUCGAAAGCAUUAAGGGUGUCCGUUUGCCAUUCUUGCAAUUAGCUGGCAACACAAGCUUCCAAGUGAUGGCCGACCACGACUUACUCUACGACUGCUCUUGGCCCACCAACACUUUCACAGACCCUGGUCUUUGGCCAUACACCCUGGACUAUGCUUCGGACCAAGAUUGCAUGAUUCCUCCUUGCCCAACUGCUUCCAUUCCGAAACCUUGGGUUCUACCCAUGGUUUCCUGGAAAGACUUAAAUGACUUCCCGUGCGCAAUGGCUGACUCCUGUUUUUACACUCCUGACAUGGAAGACGAAGAAGCCUGGUUCCAAUUCAUCGUGUCAAACUUCGAGAGGCACUAUCUUGGCAACCGCGCCCCUUUCGGCUUCUACAUCCACGAGUGGUACCUGAGUGCCAACCCCGCUGUGAAAUCUGCCUUCAUCAGAUUCCUCAACCUGAUCAACAGUCUGCCUGAUGUCUUUAUGGUGAACUCCAGUGAAGUGAUUGACUGGGUGAAGAACCCUGUUCCUUUAACCGAGUACAGAGCCAAGCCUUGCAGAACAUGGAGUGCCGCUGCCUGCCCCGUGUCUCUCUGUGGCAACGUGCCUUCUGAACAUAAUCAGAUGACAUACUGGCUCGAAGCUUGUAACGUCUGUCCCAGAGUUUAUCCUUGGACCGGCAACCCCCUCGGCUUGUGAAAAGUUUAGUAAUUAAUUUUAAAAAUAUAUUUAUUGUAUAAGGAAUUAUGAAGAAAUAAGAAAGUAUGUUUAACAUGAAAAGAGAAUGAGAAUAUUUAAUAAAAUGUGUAACGAUA